AUUUCGCUCUUUGUUGAUGACUUUACGGCUAAUUUUGAAUAAUUUCAUGAAUCAUGAAAAGUACUUUUUUACCGUUUACCUUCCUAUGAACUAUUUUUUAAACUUUACUGACGAUUUGUGAAAAAAUUUUGGAUUGUUUAUUAUGUAAGGUUAUGUUUACAUCGAGCUUUGAGGUUACAUCAAACACACGUGCAAAAAAACCAUCCCAAGAAGUACUUAACUUUUUGAUAAUUUUCUUGUGUUACAUUUAUAAAAAUGAAGUUUGCUUACAAGUUCAAUAACUUAUUGGGAACCGUUUACAAAAAAGGAAAUCUCUUGUUUUCGCAGGAUGGCAAUUCGGUAAUAAGCCCAGUGGGCAACAGGAUUAGCAUUUUUGACUUAAAAAACGACAAAGUGACCACACUUCCUAUCGAGAGUAGAUUCAAUUACACCGCUUUAGAUUUAAGUCCAAAUGGGUGUUCCUUGAUUGCCAUAAAUGAAGAAGGUGAAGCCCACUGGAUCAGUUUAAUUUCACAAACAAUUGUUCAUAAAUAUAGAUUUAAGAGGAAAGUUCGCGCAGUUAAGUUUAGCCCAGAUGGUAAACAUUUUGCUGUUUGCAAAGAGAACAACGUUUUUGUAUUUAAAGCCCCAGGUCCACUCUCAGGUGAAUAUAACGCUUUCAUAAUGGAAAGGGUUUUUCACGGGGCUUAUGACGAAACGACUUGUCUUGAUUGGUCAUCAGACUCGCGAAUUUUAGCAGUUGGAUCUAAGGACAUGGCUGUUAAACUCUACCCCCUGGAAAAGUGGCACAACUUCAGGAUAUUCUCUUUAGGCAAUCACACUGAUAGUAUUGUUGCGUGUUUCUUUGAGGAAAACACCUAUGAUAUUACUACAAUAAGCAGGAAUGGACAAGCGUGUGUGUGGGAGUGUAGCAUAGACCCCGAUAAGCUUGUCCCACUAGAUAAAGCACCCCCGCGAAAGAAAAAGAAAGAUAAUCAUGAGUCAGAAGAGGACGACAUUGAUAUAAAUAAAGCAAUAGAGCCAAGCGAGGCCGAUCGUGAGAACGCUGUUGAAGAAAAAGACGAUUCGGAUGUUAAAAACGACAAAUUUUUUUACAAACGCUUAGCACGUCAUUACUUAGCAGAUGAGGCCAGGAAAGAAGACCGCGAGGCUGUUCUCACAUCGGCGGCUUACCACAAAAAGAGCAAAAUUUUGGUCACAGGGUUUUCAAACGGGGCUUUUUUCAUUCAUGAACUACCCGACAUGAAUUUAAUUCAUUCAUUGUCAAUCUCGGAGGAGAAAAUUUCUGCUAUUUGUCUUAAUUCGACUGGGGACUGGAUCGCGUUAGGGUGCGGCGGACUGGGCCAACUUCUCGUAUGGGAAUGGCAAAGUGAGAUUUACCGUUUGAAACAACAAAGCCACUCGAAUAACAUGAGUUGCGUUUGUUAUUCCGUUGAUGGUCAAUUGUUGGCUACUGGUGGUGAAGACGGUAAAGUCAAACUCUGGAAUGUUUACACCGGCUUUUGUUUUGUUACGUUUAAUGAACAUUCGAGUGCUGUUACUUGUGUCAGUUUCAGUGGUAGUCGGAAAUUUAUCGUUUCUGCGUCACUUGAUGGAACUGUGAGGGCUUACGACCUAAUCCGUUAUCGCAAUUUUCGCACUUUCGCGUCCCCGAGGCCGGUGCAAUUCGCCUCAGUUGCUGUUGAUAGCAGUGGCGAAUUCGUGGCUGCGGGUGGGCAAGACGUAUUCGAGAUUUUCCUGUGGUCUGUGAAAACUGGCCGACUUUUGGAAAUUUUGGCAGGUCAUGAGGGGCCAGUAGCCAGUUUAGCUUUCAGUCCUAGUGUCACCAGUACAUGUCUGGUGUCCGUUUCAUGGGACAAAACAUUGCGAAUCUGGGACGCUAUUGAAAAAGGCUCGGCCCACGAAACCAUCGAGUUGGUAGCCGAUGGUCUUUGUGUUGCUUUCAAACCCAAUGGUCUGGAAGUGGCUGUUGCCACACUAGACGGCCAGAUUUCGAUUUUUAACGUUAAGGAUGCCAUUCAAGUGACCAGUAUUGAAGGCCGAAAUGAUUUGGGGAGUGGGCGAUCAGAUACGGACCUAAUCACUGCGAGAAAAACACUCCAAGCCAAAGCUUUCACAAGCUUAUGUUAUUCGGCCGAUGGCGAGUACAUACUCGCCGGGGGGCAAUCAAAAAACGUUUGUAUUUACAACGUGGCUGAGUCUCUGAUUGUCAAAAAAUUCGAAAUAACCCAAAACCGGUCAUUAGACGCCGUUGAUGAUUUCAUAAAUCGACGAAAAUUGAACGAAUUUGGCAACGUCGCACUUGUGGAAGAACGUGAGGAGCGAGAAGGGGGUAACGUGACUCUAAAAUUGCCAGGAGUGAGGAAGGGAGAUAUGUCGAGUCGGAUUUUGAAACCCGAGGUGAGAGUGUUUUCGUUGCAAUUUUCGCCGACUGGGCAACAAUGGGCUGCCGCUACGACUGAAGGACUUUUGAUUUAUUCCCUCACUUCAGGUCUAGUGUUUGAUCCUUGGGAUUUGCAAAUCGGGAUUACGCCCGACGCGGUGAAAAAUUCGAUCAGAGACGGGGAUUAUCUCAAUGCACUUACCAUGGCUAUGAAAUUGAAUGAAAGUGCGUUAAUUCAAGAAGUGAUGGAAAAUAUUCCAGUCAAGGAUGUCGAACUGAUUAUAUCGAGUUUGAGCGAGCAGUACAUCCAGAGACUUCUGGUGAUUAUUUCCAGUGCGUUAGAUAGUUCUCGACAUUUGGAAUUUUAUCUAAUUUGGGCUCAGACGUUACUUACCAUCCACGGGCCGAAAAUUGCCCCUCAAAAAAAUAUGGCUUACUUAUUAGCUUUGGAGAAGAGUUUAGUUAGGAAAUAUGACCAAAUGUCAAAAAUUUGCGAAUUUAAUAAAUUUACGAUACAAUACGUUAUGAAAUUGGGUGACGAAGUAGCGAAGAAGGCAAAAAGUCAGGAAAAAAUGGAACUCGAGUCCAAUUCGGAAGAAGAGGUUGAUAACGACAGUGAAGAUAUUUAUAUGUCAUCUGAUUGAUAUAAUAAAAAUCUGUUUUUAA
Molecule: messenger RNA, 3049 nt
Organism: Tribolium madens (black flour beetle)
Lineage: Eukaryota; Metazoa; Arthropoda; Insecta; Coleoptera; Tenebrionidae
Product: periodic tryptophan protein 2 homolog
Exons: 15
Coding region: 256-3027 (923 amino acids)
Biological process (GO): maturation of SSU-rRNA from tricistronic rRNA transcript (SSU-rRNA, 5.8S rRNA, LSU-rRNA); ribosomal small subunit assembly
Cellular component (GO): Pwp2p-containing subcomplex of 90S preribosome; small-subunit processome
Molecular function (GO): protein binding
Source: RefSeq, a predicted model, not a curated record